Anopheles aquasalis is the source of this 1033-nucleotide messenger RNA. RefSeq names its product peritrophin-1. NCBI's taxonomy places the organism in Eukaryota, Metazoa, Arthropoda, Insecta, Diptera, Culicidae. Gene Ontology annotation, molecular function: chitin binding. Gene Ontology annotation, cellular component: extracellular region. The record is from RefSeq and is a predicted model, not a curated record.
AUGAUGGGUAAAAAAUCUGCAUUACAGCUGAUAGGACUGGUGGUUCUGGUGGCGGUGAUCGACUGCACCGCGGCCCAACUUACGCCGGAUCCGUGUGCCGGAACAACGGGCCAGUCCUUCUUGCCACAUCCGACCAACUGUACGCUGUAUAUUUCGUGCUAUGAAGGCAUUGGAUACGAGGUGUCGUGCCCUCCUGGCUAUUUCUUCAAUGCCAGUGCCACUCAGUGCGACGUACUGGUGGGUGACGGGUGUCCAGUGAGCUGCCCGCCCGACGGUAUCGCCGUUCUGCCCGAUCCUCAGGGACGUUGUGAUUUUUACAUAAUUUGCCUCGGUGGAUUGGAAUAUCCAGGCGAAUGUGCGGAAGGAUUGUACUUUGAUGUGACGCUGGAAGAGUGUAACUACGCCCACCUAGUCGACUGUGUGAACAAUCCGUGCAGCACCGAUCCGGCCACACCGCAACCGGAAAUAUAUCCGAAUGAUGCAGAUUGCACGAAGUACAUCUACUGCCUGGCUGGUGAGCCGAUCACAAGGACGUGCGCUCCGGGUCUGCAUUUCGAUGCAGCAACGCUCAAGUGUGUUGACGGACCCUGUCCCGAUCCCAAUGCUCCAGUUGAUCCUCCGCCGGUUUAAUCUAGAACGCUGCCGGAAGAAUGAAUAGCAAAUGCCCCCGGACAGUUGGUCGAUCUGAGAGAUUUGUUGUGCCAAACUGUUUUUGUUAAAUUAUACAAUUAACCCCUUCAAAAUGUGUUAAAUAAUAAACAACCGAAGCAAGAGCAGUGUCUGAGUUCAUGAAGGAGAAAAAUGUACCUCCCCACGUGACCGAUAGAAGAGCAGCAAGUGACGAAGCAGAUGUUUGACUGUUUCAGUAGCGAUUGUCUUAUCCUUCGAUGAUUUAACUGUCCGAUAAAUCUGUCGCUGAAGGCGACGCGCUGUAUGUUACUUACUUCGAUAUCAAUCGUAUCGCUAAAGGGGCAAAGUCUGCGGACCGAUAAAAAAAACAACAUGGCCUAGCACUAGCUCUAAGUCUGUUACA